Molecule: messenger RNA, 2226 nt
Organism: Eremomyces bilateralis CBS 781.70
Lineage: Eukaryota; Fungi; Ascomycota; Dothideomycetes; Eremomycetales; Eremomycetaceae
Product: sister chromatid separation protein-like protein
Exons: 2
Coding region: 127-2226 (699 amino acids)
Cellular component (GO): nuclear inner membrane
Molecular function (GO): chromatin binding
Source: RefSeq, a predicted model, not a curated record
UUUGCCCUUUGCGGUUUGAUUAGUCCUGCAUCUGGUAGUCUCUUCACCACAGCGUGAGAGCAAUCCGCGACGUCAUCAUCAAAACAAUCACCCCUCCCGCCACAUCUACCUCUCACUCACUUCACCAUGGCGGACGAAUACCUCUCACCGUCCUUCGACCCAUCGAAACUCACUGUCCCUCAGAUCCGCGGGAUUCUGGUGGAACACAAUGUGCAAUAUCCAUCUGGAGCGCUGAAGCCACAGCUAGUAGAGCUCUUCAAAAGCAAUGUUACGCCACAAGCAGGCAAGAUUCUAAAGUCACGACAAACCGCGAAACGAUCAUCGAAAGGGAUCAUCGAUGUCCCAUCCAGUCAAGCGAGUACGGCCGACGACGAUGAGCUUGGGGAAAUGCUUCCUCCCCCGAAGCCGUCUCCGGCGACGCGCACCAGCCGACGCACCACUAGGAGCAGCGCUGAACCCGAUACGUUGGAACCAGCGGGAAAAACUCCAGGAAAGACUCCGAGGAAAACGCCGGGGAAAACACCGGGCAAACGGCCAUCGAGCAAACAUGCGCGGUCGGAAACAGAGUCGGAAGUCGAGAAACCGAAGCAAAGACGAACACGCAAGAGCGAGGUCCCGAAUGUGAAAACCGAAGAUCCUGAGCCAGACAUGUGGAGCAAGCUUGGGGACGAUAGCCCGUUUUCCGCUGAAAAUCCAUUUCAAAGUGGUGGCAGCUCUCCGCCCUCGGCGCCACGAACGGCGUCCAGGAGUCGAACGAGGAAGACACUGGAUGGCGAGCAGAGAGCGAAAAGGAAGAGCAGUGGCGACAAGAGACGCGUAACCACGCCUGCUUUGCCAUUUCAUGAAGAUGGAUAUUCCGUUCCCACCAGGACUACAUUCGAGAUGCCUGUUCCCCGAGUGAAGAAUCGCAAGUCGGAGCCAGUGGUUGAGGCAGGCGAAGAGUUCACACCGGAAGAGACACUGGAUCUUGUCAAAGCCGAAUCGGAAAGCCCCCAACUGCGCGUCGCGAGACGACCGCGGGAGCGCAGUACGUCGAGCACAGCGGGCGGCCUUUCCAUUUUGACCAUAUUCCUCGCCCUGUUUGCGGGGCUUUUCCACUUAUGGCGUGAAGAGAAAAUGCAGGUUGGUUACUGCGGGAUUGGUAAAGAGCCUGCCACCGAACUGGCGGGUGUUCACGUUCCCGAGGCGGUUCGGGAGAACCUCCUCCAUUGCGAACCAUGUCCGCACCACGCAUUGUGCUACGAGAAUCUGGAGACGACUUGCGAGAAAGGGUUCGUUCUGAAGCCACAUCCGCUGUCGCUAGGCGGCUUGGUGCCGAUUCCUCCCAGCUGUGAGCCAGAUGGCCUGCAAGCACGGAAGGUCAAGGCGGUUGCGGAUCGAGCCGUGGAGGUAAUGCGAGAGCGUAACGCCGCCUUCGAGUGUGGCGAGCUUGUCGAUGAGCAGGGCAAACAUCAAAAGUCACCGGAGAUAUCUGAGGAGGAGCUGAAGAAAGAGGUUAGCCGCAUGCGCAAGAAGCGAGGUGGUAUGAGCGAUGCCGAGUUCGACGAUCUAUUUUCCGGUGCGAUCCCUGAGAUCCUCAGUCGCGAUGAAAUUGCGGUCGGAACUGAUGGAACCAAAGGACGCACCCUCUCCAGCAACUCCCUCGCCCGACUCCCUGUCAGCUGCGCUGCCCGACGAUGGUUUCGACAGCAAGUGGCGCGACAUCUUCUCAAAGUUGUGAUUUUCCUCCUCACGGUCUCCUCUGGCUUCUACGCCCGGCACCGCGUGCAGUACCAGAAGAACGUGGAAGCGAAAGCCAAGCAGCUCGCGCGCGUGGCGAUGGACCGCCUCGCGAACCAAGCCUCGCUCAACGCGUACGAUGAGCGCGCGCACCCCGACGCGUAUCUCAGCAUGGUGCAGCUCCGCGACGACCUCCUUCGCGACGAGUUCUCGGCGACGCGGCGCGGCAAGCUGUGGGAGAAGGUGCAGAAGAAGGUGGAGAACAACUCGAACGUGCGGCCGACGACCAAGGAGACGCGGCACGGCGAUAUUAGCAAGGUGUGGGAGUGGACGGGCGCGAUUGAAGAUGCGAGGAACACGGAGAAGAGGGCGAGUGGAAGGUUUAGUCUGGGGCCGUUGGAGGGGCGGUCGAGCAGGAAUGAGAGCCCGAGUGUACAUUGGGAGGAUCAGACGAAUGGCGCGCCGGCUGAGGCGAGGCGUUGGGAUGAGGGACGGCCGAUUUACUGA